AUGGCAAAUACAAUCUUUACUCAAACGAUUACUUGCUUAGCCGUAGGGACAUUCGGUAGAUGUCCACCUUCAAAUGUUGAUCAUCAACCGAUUCAUCACCUUCGAUUCAACUCCAGAAUCAAACACAAACGCUUUUCAGUUCAAGAAAAGAACCUAGCUUUGGGAUUUCAAAAUGAUGCCAGAAGAAAAAUGAAUAUGGUUGUCUGUUCUAGCAUAACACCAGGAAAUCCUGUUGAUCCUUCUCCUGGAAAUUUUGGAUCCUUGGCACAAUAUUCGCAAUACUUGCAUCCUUUUCGAGGGGCAAAUGGGGACCUUUCUGAAACAACAAUAGAUGAAGCACAACGAGUAGUAGACAUUAUAGAAGACGUGGCUGAAGGGGUGGAGAAGGUGGCAGAAGAGGUUGUAAAGCAUCUUCCCGAGGGAAAAUUCCGUGACGCUGUAGAAUUUGUUGAAAAAGUAGCAGAAGAUGUAGAUAAGCAAGCCCAACAUGCAGAAGAUGCAUUAGAAAAGGUUGAGAACAUGGAAAAGGAACUGGAGUCUUUCGUUAUUGAAUCAACCACUCAUCAGGAAAGUACCGGCACCACGAAUUCAGAAGCAAAAGAAUAG
This is a messenger RNA of Sphenostylis stenocarpa, 606 nucleotides long. NCBI's taxonomy places the organism in Eukaryota, Viridiplantae, Streptophyta, Magnoliopsida, Fabales, Fabaceae. The record is from the annotation of a GenBank genome assembly.